AUGCCAUCCAGGCUGAGGAGGACCUGGAAACUCCAAAGCCACAUGAGCCACGGUCGCGACCAUGUUGGUCAGCACCACAAGCACCGUGGGAAUGCUGGAGGCAUUCAUCACCUCAGGACCGACUUCGACAAAUAUCAUCCAGGUUACUUUUCAAAUAUCAUCCAGGUUACUUUUGGGAACGUUGGUGUGAGACCUUACCACUUAAAGAGGAACCAGAGCUUCUGCCCAACUGUCAGCUUGGAUAAGUGGUGGACUCUGGUCAGCGAGCAGACACAGGUCAGUGCUGCCGGAGCUGCCCCCUUCAUUGAUGUUGUGCACCCGGGCUACUGCAAAGUUCCGGGCAGGGCAGCUGUCAUCACGAAGGCCAGAUCCUUCAGCAGAAGCGCUGAAGAGAAGAGAAAGGCUGUUGGAGGUGCCUGUGUCCUGGUGGCUUAA
Molecule: messenger RNA, 435 nt
Organism: Psammomys obesus (fat sand rat)
Lineage: Eukaryota; Metazoa; Chordata; Mammalia; Rodentia; Muridae
Product: 60S ribosomal protein L27a-like
Exons: 1
Coding region: 1-435 (144 amino acids)
Cellular component (GO): cytosolic large ribosomal subunit
Molecular function (GO): structural constituent of ribosome
Source: RefSeq, a predicted model, not a curated record